AUGACGGGCAUCGAGCGCUAUGGGUCGUCGGGCGCGCACACGGUGGAGGGCAACGUGGCUGGGUCGCGCGCGGCCAAGCUGACCAAGCAGCGCGAGAAGCAGAAGCAGGAGUACGAGGCCAAGCGCCAGGAUAUCGAGAAGACGAACCGCCGAGGGACACGCAUCGACGCCAACUUCCAGUCGCACCAGGACGACGACGAGAGCGAGUUCAAGCGUCAAACGGUGGGGCUGGUGACGGCUGAGGAGUUCCGGAAGAAGCGCGAGGACCUGCAGAACCGCAAGAGUGCCCCAGUCGACCUGCAAUCGGAAGAGAAGCAGAAUGAGCCGAAGAAGAAGAAGAAACGAAAAGCCAAGAAGAUGGGACCGCUAUCGUUCGAUAUGGACGGCGGAGAGGAUGAAGCGGACGAAGAGCUGACUAUGAAGCCCAAGCGUGUAAAGAAGAGCAUCAAAAACCCUAAUGUGGAGACGGAUUUCUUGCCGGAUAAGGAACGUGAGAAGGAAGAAGCUCGCGAGCGCCAGCGGCUGAAGGAGGAGUGGGAAGCGGAGCAAGAGCGAAUCAAAAAUGAGAACGUCGCUGUGACCUACAGUUACUGGGAUGGCUCUGGUCACCGACGGGAGAUUACGGUCCCAAAAAAGACUACAAUUGGCAAGUACCUGGGGCUUGUUAAGCAGCAGUUAGUGACUGAGUUCGCCGAGUUGCGUGGUGUCGGGGCCGAAAAUUUGAUCUACAUCAAGGAAGACCUCAUCAUCCCCCACCACUACUCUUUCUACGAUUUAAUCGUGACCAAGGCGCGUGGAAAAAGUGGCCCUCUUUUCCACUUCGACGUGCACGACGACGUCCGUCUUGUGCAGGACCGACGUGUUGAGAAGGACGAGUCUCACCCAGGCAAAGUUGUCGACCGUCAUUGGUACGAGAAGAACAAACACAUCUUCCCCGCCAGUCGAUGGGAAGUGUACGACCCAAGCGUUGUUCGCGAGAAGUACUCUAUUCAUGGAGACUAA
Messenger RNA from Phytophthora sojae, 1002 nucleotides. RefSeq lists its product as hypothetical. The transcript has 8 exons. Lineage: Eukaryota; Oomycota; Peronosporomycetes; Peronosporales; Peronosporaceae. The coding region runs from base 1 to 1002 and encodes 333 amino acids. The record is from RefSeq and is a predicted model, not a curated record. Gene Ontology annotation, biological process: chromatin organization. Gene Ontology annotation, cellular component: nucleus.